AUGACUGAACUUGAUUUAGUGUUUUUAUGUGAUACCACAGGAUCUAUGGGUUCAUAUCUUAAUGCUGCACAACAAAGUAUUGAGAAAAUAAUAAAUACAAUUAUACAAUCAGAGAAAUGUGAUGUUAGAUUUGCACUUGUUGAAUAUAAAGAUCAUCCACCACAAGACAAUUCUUUUGCAUUUAGACUCACAGACUUUACUGAUUCUAUGAAAUGUAUUAAAGAAGCCGUUAAUAAGAUGGAUGCAAAUGGAGGAGGAGAUACACCAGAGUCUGUUUGUUGUGCAAUGCACUGUGCAAGUAAUUUAAAAUAUCGAGAAAAAGCAGCAAAGGUGAUAGUUUGGAUUGGUGAUGCACCACCUCAUGGGUUUAUUAGGGAAGGAGAUGGAUUUCCUAAAGGAUGUCCAUGUGGAUGUGAUUUACUUAAAGAAGUACGAGAGUGUAUGAACAAAGAUAUUGUCAUAUAUUGUGUAGGUGCUGAGCCAUUAACAAGUGAAUAUUUAAGAACGUUGAUGCGAGCAGUAGCACAAUUGACAGGAGGACAAUAUGCAGCAUUAGCAUCAGCUAAUGUUCUUGGUGAAUUAAUUACUAAUGGAGCUAUUGAAGAGAUUCAAAUGAAAGGAGUUAUUAAUCACAUCAAAGAAGUACUUGAAAAAGACCCAUCAUUUAAAGCAUUACCUCCAAAUGAAAAACAACAAAGAGCAAAAGAAGAAAUAGAAAAACAAACUAAAAACACAGAAAUAGAAGGCAUAGAAAUUGAAACAAUAUUUAAACAUGAACUUGCACCAAUUCCACAAAUAUUUUUAAUUGCUGAAACGUUAAAAGAUUUAAAAGAUAAAAUGUAUGAAAUGCCUGAUAUUCAAGUUGAAUUUAAAGAUGGAUUGUUUACAACACAGAAUAGAUUUAUGAGAAGAAUGGUAAGAUAUGCAGCAGUACCUAUGGGGUGUGCGGGGGUGUGUUUUGAAGCAGCACAUCCGUGUUGUUGUGAAAAAGCAAGGGGAGUUGAAACAGAAGAAUUAGUUAAAGAAAAAGAAAGAGGGGAAAUAGAAGAAAGGAUAACAACACAAGAAAUAAGAAAAAAGAAAGAAAGAGUUACAAAAGAACAAAGUGAGCGUAUGAAGCAACGAAUAAACAAUUGGUAUAAAUAA
Messenger RNA from Entamoeba nuttalli P19, 1146 nucleotides. Its product is annotated as elongation factor-2 kinase, putative. NCBI's taxonomy places the organism in Eukaryota, Evosea, Mastigamoebida, Endamoebidae. The record is from RefSeq and is a predicted model, not a curated record. Gene Ontology annotation, cellular component: cytoplasm. The transcript has a single exon. The coding region runs from base 1 to 1146 and encodes 381 amino acids. Gene Ontology annotation, molecular function: protein serine/threonine kinase activity. Gene Ontology annotation, biological process: peptidyl-threonine phosphorylation.